UCUUCAUCAUCUUCAUCAUUUCUCUUCAUCAUCUUCUCAUCAUCAUCUUCUUCUUCUCUUCAUCGUACUCUCGUCGUAUUCACAUUGUAUUCACAUCGUAUUCUGAGAUGAACACGGCAUGGCGAGCGUCCGCUAGUGGACCGACUGCUCCUGCGUACACCCCCGUCCACGCCCGCCGGACGCUGGCUCGCAGCGCCUCCUCUACUGCUUCUACGACUUCUACCACUACUACGACCAUGACUGCGGCUCCGGCUUCUUCAACAGAGACGAGAAAGCGGGUGGAGUGGCCCCCGGCAGUGCGAGAGUACGUGCAGCGGUGCUUCGUGCCCGAGCAGCAGAUACCCGGCAUUUCUCGCGCGGAGAUGGAGGCCAGGCUCAAGCAGGUCAUCACCGGCGCAGCAGAGACCAACAGCCUUGAAGCCAUCGACUGGGCCAGCCUGCCCUUGCCGCAGCAGAUGAUCCAGGCCGAACGCAACGCCGCCCUCCCUUCCGUCACCCACCAGCUCUCUCUCCACCCCACCAGGACCUCGCCCAAGCGGAAGUCGACUGACAUCUCAACAGACACAUCUACUUCUACCGGAACAAGCAACCAGGAAAUACCGCCGUGGAGGGCCACCGCAGAGGACAAACGCAGGCGCCUGGAGAAUGCUGCUACUACUACUAACAACAAUAACAAUAUCAGUAAUAGUGACGGGUUAAACAGUAAGUCUAACAGUAACAUCAGCAGCCAUCACCACCUGGAGAGCAGGAAACGACGGUUUGAAAGCACCUACUCCCCCGCCAAGGUCAAGUCCCCCCAACCCUCUUACACCCAGACAUACACCAGCCAGAGCUCCAACCAGCACGCGGGCCCCAUCGUCGGCCGCAGCACGCAGCUGGAGAAGCGGUACCUGCGUCUGACCGCCGCGCCCAACCCGGACAACGUACGCCCGCUUCCAGUCCUGCGCAAGACCCUCGACCUGCUCAAGCGGCGGUGGAAGCAGGAGAACAACUACGGCUACAUCUGCGACCAGUUCAAGUCGAUGCGGCAGGACCUGACGGUGCAGCACAUCAAGAACGACUUCACGGUGCUGGUGUACGAGAUCCACGCGCGCAUUGCACUCGAAAAGGGCGACCUCGGUGAGUAUAACCAGUGCCAGACGCAGCUGCAGGGCUUGUACGCGCUGAACCUGGGCGGCGGCCAUCCGAUGGAGUUCAAAGCGUAUCGUAUUCUCUAUUUCAUCUACACCCGCAACCAGACGGCGAUCAAUAGCGCCCUGUCAGAUCUAACCGCUGCAGAGAAGGCUGAUCCGGCCGUCAGCCAUGCCCUGGCCGUCCGCGCCGCCCUGGCCAUGGGCAACUACCAUCGUUUCUUCCAGCUGUAUCUUGACACCCCCAACAUGGGCGCCUAUCUCAUGGACAUGUUUGUCGACCGCGAGCGUCUCGCCGCCCUAGCAUGUAUUUGUAAAGCGUACAAACCGGAUGUGAAUAUCAGGUUCAUCACGGAAGAGCUGGGCUUCGAGUCCGACGAGCAGAGCGCCCGCUUUGUGCUGGACCACGUCUCCGAGCAGCUGCUGCAGGAAACGCAGGACGGCGUCAGGCUGCUAACCGGCAAGUGUGGUGCGGCCUUUGAGGCGGCCAAGCAGGAGGCCUUCCGGCGCAUCGACAUCAAGGGCCAGAUAUAACCAUCCUUCGUACUCCCCCCUUAGACUUCACCCAAUUUCACCUUCUCUACCAUCCCUCGACUUCUUCCUUCACCUUACCUCUUAAAUUCAUCUGCACUCAUCCGGCUUCUUUUCUUCAUCUGAGCGAGUUAUCUUCUUCUACUUUAUCUUGGUCUUGGUCUUGGUCUUUGGUCUUUGAAUAGGGGCGUUGCGUUGGGACACGGAUGGUAUCUCGGUACUAUUAUCAGCAUCUGCAUCUGCAUCGCGGACCGGAGAACAGAACCGAGCAGAAGAACCGGCAAGGGUCAAGAGAAGGAAAAAGCAACGAGCUUGCCUUCUCUUGCCUUCUUCUCCUCUUCUUCUUUGCUUCUUCCUCGUCUUUCUUCAAGGCUUUCUUCAGGAUCUUCUUCUUCAGGGGCUGGUGGACUCUGGCAAUGCAUGCAGGCAGCGGGCGUCUAGUUGCGUAUGUAUCUUCCAUAGCUGGCGUAGUUAACUCAUCUAUAAUACAUCUUCUUUCUAUAUCUUCAUGCUAUGUCUUCAAUCUCUAUAUCUCGAUCUCGAUCUAUAUAUCAGCUUCUACUCCCCUCCGCCCUGGCUAUGCUUGCUUUUUCCCAGCCUCCUAACGGCCCUGAACAGUCGCACAG
This is a messenger RNA of Trichophyton rubrum CBS 118892, 2287 nucleotides long. RefSeq lists its product as uncharacterized. The record is from RefSeq and is a predicted model, not a curated record. Gene Ontology annotation, cellular component: nucleus. NCBI's taxonomy places the organism in Eukaryota, Fungi, Ascomycota, Eurotiomycetes, Onygenales, Arthrodermataceae. The coding region runs from base 108 to 1664 and encodes 518 amino acids. The transcript has 3 exons.